AUGGGACAUUUAGAGCUCGCAACGGCCAUCUGCAGGCUGCAGCCGUUGCUAUUAACCAGGCAGAACUCCAAAGGAGACACUCCGGUGCACUGCGCGGCCAGGGCCGGGCAUCACGCGAUCGUCACCACCUUCGUCCUCCCUCCAAUCGUAGAUGACGAACUCGGAGAGGAGAAUGUAUUAUUCCGGCUCCUCAGGGCGAGGAAUCGCGUCGGAAACACGGCCCUUCACGAGGCGGCUCUGAACGGCCACCAAGCGGUGGCCCAAACGAUCAUGUUCAUAGACCCAGACUCGGCGGCUGUGGUGAAUCAGGCGGGCGUGUCUCCGCUCUACAUGGCCGCGCCAAACGGCCAGACAGCGCUGCAUGCAGCCGUGCUCAGAAGCUACGGUAUGCUGCGGUAA
Messenger RNA from Elaeis guineensis (African oil palm), 399 nucleotides. Lineage: Eukaryota; Viridiplantae; Streptophyta; Magnoliopsida; Arecales; Arecaceae. The record is from RefSeq and is a predicted model, not a curated record.